AUGUCUGUUGCAUAUGAACCCAAUGCGUUGUGGGUGGCUAUUAGUGAAUAUGGGGAGGGAAAUUUGUUUGAGCUCUAUCCGAAAUUGCUUUCACAACUGCUGGUUGAGGAAGAUGCAGCGAGGCAGGAAGGUGAUACCAGUGAGGCGGAGACUCUUGUGCUGCCAAGCGAUAAGGAAUGGAGGCUGCAGCAGUAUUUUCAGCUUGUUGCUAUGCAGAAGGAUUUGGAGUUGGAGAUGGAGGAAGACGGCGAACAGGCGAAAAAACCCACGGAGGAGCGGUCAGAGGAGUGGGCGCCGUGGAACCUGGUGGUCCCGACCAAGAACCCUAAUGCACCGCCGCCUGUCGCCGUCAAAACUGCUCCUGGACCCAUUUGGGAUAUCGCGCAGGUAUAUCUUUAUUAUUGAGACAUCAAAACAAAGUAAGUUUUAGCCUAUGUCACCAGCGUACGAUGUUCCCGUGGGUGAGAGAAUUAUUGAAAUCUCUCCAGUAGUUUCGGAACCUAUUCAGUGCAAAUAAAUGAGAAAAUAUUUGAUGUAGCCCAAUAUUUAUUGUAACCAUUGUUUUGUAUGUCAGAUAAAUCUAUAUUGAAUCAAGCCAUAGACGACAUCGAUUUCUUUAGCGAUUUCCCCGAGAUUGCAAAUCACCGGCAUUUAAUCUGGCUAUUUCUGAUGGAGCUGGCGAGGCGCCGAUGGGUCGCAAGGCCCAGAAACGAAAUCGAGCGCGCAGUAGCCCUACUGAACGAAGCUGGAUCCCCUUUCAAGGAAUUAGAGAAUAUUGUGUGGGAACAACGUGUACACUUGGCCGCAGCAAUUGCUAGAAUCCGCAUAAAAAAUAAAGCUUUCUCAUUAUCGGACCUCCUGCCGCCUCAUCUACGCGAGGAGCGCAUUUCAGCUUGUGUUAACAAAGAAAGCGUCACUGGCUGGGUGAACAGUUUUAAAGAAAAGAAAGUGGCGUUAUUGGUGAAGAGGCUACAGGAGCUUGGCUUCUCGUAUAGUAAUUCUCGUCAGUUAUGCGCAGGAGAAUACAGAUUCGACCGUGUGUGCCCCAGGUUUAUUACGUUGCGACCACCACGUAACGUUGGCAUAGGUCAACUGGACCUCGUAAAGAAUGGCGUUAUCGUACUACAGGAGCGAGAGUUUUGCGAGGGUGCUUCGACGCUUUGCCGAGCUCUCCGCGCGAAUUCUCUCCAAGGAGUGGUAGCUCAGACUCACGCGUCAUCGCCUCGCUGCUCCGCGUACCUGGCCGCGCAGCUCCGCGAGCUGGCGGCAGUCUUCAAGGCCAAGGCGCCCCCUGCACCUGCCACCCCUCAGUUGGGGAAGUUGGUGGUCUUCGGCGCUGGAGAUAAGGUAGCAAGCUACGUGUGUGCUCUCCGAGAUCUAGGAAUCGAGGCGUCCGACUUACCCCAUUCUGGCGCCACAGUCUGCGUUUUGAGUGAACCGGUGUAUUGCGAUGCUCCAAUUGUAAAUAACGCACUGAAUGGAGUUGUCGCAGUGCUUGCUACACCGCCAAAUUCUUAUUCCGCAGUUACAGAUCCCAUAGACUUGAUACUGACCGAAUCUGAUAUCGAUAAUAAAGGAAAAGCUAGAGUGCAAUCAAUACUCGAGGAGCAAAAGCGGACAUUAAAAACUUUACUAUCAAAACCGCAGAUUCAGCUAAUCCUGUACGAGACGCACUCGGCUUUGGAAGCUGAGAAUCAAGCGCAGGUAACGCGAGCUGUCGCUGAAGCCAAUCGGCUGGCGAGAGAAAAACAUGCCUUGACUAAGAAGAAAUAUAGGGAUCAUCAUCACAGUCCCAAGAAAGAAGUUACCGAUGUAAUCGGUACAGAAUCAACCGAUUCCUUGGACAAUGCAUUGAAUAGAUCCGAUAACACAGAGAAAGAUGAAGAAGAAAUAUCAGUAGCCAAUUCGUCGCCGAAAAGUCGACCGUCACCUCCCCCUACUGCGAGGACGAGACCUCGUAGCGGCGAAACGGUGUUGAAGAAACAACAUAGCGUAGUCGUCAGUUCUAGACCUGGAACUACACCUGCAAGGCCUAUCCCAGAAAUGCCAGAAGGAAACCAACAGGUCCCGAGAGACCCUGACAAAGAUAGCCCGGGUAUUAUUGUACGUGACUCGUUGACACAUUUGGAGAACUACUUAUCCGCUCUUUCCACGCAAAGGGAGAUCACCCGGCUAGACGCGAAGUAUAUGAUCCGUGUGGCGGAGGAGCGCGGUCUGUUCGGGCAGGGCAGUGGGGCACCCGCGCAGCCGCGCCGUCGCCGCACGCCCGCCGCACACUCAGCGCCCAAGCGUCGCGGGAAGAAACAUGUGUUUGAGGUGGAGCGCGUGGCCGCGCCCACGUACGCGUCCAUGUGCCGGUCGUCCCGCCGCGGCAGCGCGCCUGCGUGGCUGGAGAGCGAGCACGCGUCGCCGCACCGCGUGUGCAGCCGCCACGCGCGCCGUCAGGCUGCCGCCGCCGCACUAUCCGCCGCCGCGUGCUCUUGCGACGCUCAUCACAGACGUCAGCAGCGCCGUGCAUCAGCGGACGCGGGCGCAUGUCCGCGGCCCCCCUCCCCUCCUCCCUGCCGACGUCCCUUCCCCCUCGUCGUCCACGAACUACGUUUAAAAUCAAUCGUCCCUAGUCCGAGCAAGAUAUACGCUUUAGCUAAUUACUGA
Molecule: messenger RNA, 2655 nt
Organism: Diatraea saccharalis (sugarcane borer)
Lineage: Eukaryota; Metazoa; Arthropoda; Insecta; Lepidoptera; Crambidae
Source: the annotation of a GenBank genome assembly